Messenger RNA from Empidonax traillii (willow flycatcher), 1282 nucleotides. It is a transcript of the gene G6PC3, whose product is annotated as glucose-6-phosphatase catalytic subunit 3. Gene Ontology annotation, biological process: glucose 6-phosphate metabolic process; gluconeogenesis. The transcript has 7 exons. Gene Ontology annotation, molecular function: glucose-6-phosphatase activity. Bases 180 to 1238 code for a protein of 352 amino acids. The record is from RefSeq and is a predicted model, not a curated record. Lineage: Eukaryota; Metazoa; Chordata; Aves; Passeriformes; Tyrannidae. Gene Ontology annotation, cellular component: membrane.
GAGAGGCCUCGGGGAGAUCCCGGGGUUUGAGACAGGGAGAGCCCUGGGAAGGUCCAGGCCUGAGACCACAGGGAGAACCCAAAGAGAGCCUAGGGAGAGCCAGGACCUGCUUUAGGGAGACCCCAAAGAGACCCCAGGGAGACCAGAGGGAGACCCCAAAGAGACCCCAGCCGGCUGCUAUGGAUGCCCUGCACGAGGCCGGGAUCUGGGCAGCCGUGACCCUGCAGUCUGGACCGCCCUGGCUGGAGCAGUUCUGGGUCUACCUGACGUCCCACUUCGAUCCCAAAUCCAUCUACACCUUCUGCUUCCCACUGGCCCAUGGGCUGGAUGCUCGGGUGGGGCUCAUGGUGCUCUGGAUUGGGCUCGUGGCCGAGUGGCUCAACGUGGUCCUCAAAUGGUUCCUGUUCGGGGAACGCCCGUAUUGGUGGAUCCAUGAGUCUGGGUUGUUCUCCCGGGAGGAGCUGGAGAAGUUCCCGUUGCGCCAGUUCCCGGUCACUUGCGAAACGGGCCCAGGGAGCCCCUCGGGCCACUGCAUGAUCCCCGGGGCGGCCCUGUGGCCACUUGUCACCGCGCUGACAGCCAAGGUGGCCCGGAGCACCCGGAGCCGAGUGCUGAGGCUGAUCCCAUUAUUUGCCUACACCCUCUUCCUUGUGGCUAUGGGACUCUCCCGGAUCUUCGUCCUGGCCCACUUCCCCCACCAGGUGGUCACUGGCAUCCUGGCAGGGUCAGCACUGGGGUGGGGGUUGCAGCGCUGUCCCCCCAACUUCCGCGUGUUCCGGUUCUUCGUGGCGGUGGCUGUGGUGCUGAUGCUGAGUGCGCUGGCCCUGCACAGCCUGGCCAUGGCUGCUGGCAUCGACCUUGACUGGUCUCUCCGCCUGGCCAGCGCCUGGUGCUCAGACCCGGCAUGGCUGCGGCCGGACACACGGCCCUUCGCCUCGCUGUGCCGGGUGGUGGGCAGUGCUCUGGGGCUGGCCCUGGCUGCCGAGACCCCUCCGCACCACCGGGACGAGGAGCAGCUCCUGGAUGGCCGCCUGCGGGUGGCAAGCACGGCACUGGCCCUGCUGGCCCUGCAGCUGGUGCACAGGCUGCCCAGGCCCUCGGACACGGCUGCCCUGUACAGGCACGUGGUUGUGCACUACGCGGCUGGGCCCUUCCUGGUGGUCUCCGUCCUGCCCCGAUUUGUCAUUGCCCUCAGGAGCUUCCUUGAGCCCCCCCCCACCCCCCCCCGCCCCAAUUAGGCCCCCCCCCCCCCCCAUUCUGGUUUGUUCUCAACCUCAUAGAG